AUGUCCUUGGCGGAUGUCCCUUGGAAUCACCCUGGUCUUCUGAAUCAUUCUCUCCCUUCGAGGCAAGGCCCCACAGCCGAUUUCUAUCACUAUUCUCCCCAUCUAUCAACUUUCUUCCAUCCUGGGUAUUAUCAACCAAGUGCGGUAUAUCCUAGCAACGCCACUUUCUUCAACAUGAACACCCUCUCGACUGAAGAAAUGGAGCGAUUCCAGAAACUAUCCAACGAGUUUGAGCCGGACAUCCAGGGCCCCUUGGUCUCAGCCAAACAAUCGAGCAGUGCCAUCGCCAUAGAGUAUGCAACUGCGGAUCCAACAUUUGCUGCAAAAACUAGCGCGCUUGCGGUAACACAUCCUUUCACCCGUGUUAUGAAAGGAGACGGUAAUUGUGGCUGGAGAGCUGUCGCAUUUGGUUACUUCGAGAAUCUCUUUAACCUACGAGACGCGCUCCGGGUGCACCGCGAGUUGACCCGAAUCAAGUCGUUAAAUCUGCUCCUUAACCAGGUCGGCCAUGAGGAACACCUGUAUGAAAUCUUCGUGGAUGCGACGGAAAUCAUCUUUUCGCAAAUUUUAGACGCAAUACAAAGUGGUGUUCACGAUGACUUAUUCCUCGUGGACGCAUUCAAUAAUGAAUACAAUUCCAACGGCAUCAUAACGCAUUUCAGACUCUUAACCAGUGCGUGGAUGAAACUCAACCCCCACCGGUAUCAAGCCUUUCUCUCGCUGUCGCUGGACCAGUACUGCGCGACUCGAAUCGAGACGGUCAAGACCGAAAUUGACGAAGUCGGUCUCCAAGCUUUGAUCGAUGGUGUGAUCGAGGCCUCUGGAUUUGCAGUUGAGAUCUUGUAUCUCGACCGCAGUGAAGGUGACGCAGUUACUCCCCAUAUUGUCACUCCUGCUCGCCCGAGCGCUGCGACUAUUCGUCUCUUAUACCGCCCGGGCCACUACGACCUACUCUACCCGGCUGAACCUCUUGUGAAUGUUGAACCUGUGGUCAAUUACCAAUACGCCUUGACUUCUAGCUACGCGGCCUGGGACCAAAGCGCCCUCUCGUUCGAUGUAAAUUCGAGUUUAAUGUCAGUCCCUAAUCUCAUGAUGGAUCCAACUUUUGGGCUUGCUCCCUCGCCGAUCCCUGCCGCCCCGCCUAGUCCGUUCCGAGUCUCAUCGCCUCAAGAAGUUUAUCCACCUCCCAUGCACACCCCGCCCCCUGUCCCUGUGGCAUCCCCGCCACCUCUCCGAAUGUCGGCGCCUCCACCGAUGAGCUCUUUACCUAGCCGCUCGUCUGACGGGCCUCAGAUUCGGUUGAAUCCACUGGUUAUGAAGCCUAAUCUAAGCCACUCUCUUCCAGUCACAACACCGUUUAAGAAUUCUCCCUAUAACCAAGCACAUUUCCAAAAUCAAGAUUUCGAACCGAUCCAUUGGGAACCUAGCGAAUCUCGCAAAUGAACCUCGACUUUGACCCUACCUUUAGUGCUUAACGGCCCUAAAUAAGGAUAGCUACCGAACAUCACAUUCAACUUGUCCUCUCUUAUGGCUAUCAAGCAACGAAUUCGCUCCACGCUCGUUUUUAGUUAAUAGGCUCUCUAGCGAACGUUCUAUCAAGGGAAGGCUGCCACCAUCGCCGCUCACUCGACGGAGGAUCUUUAAAUGUGUCAAUUGCUUUCGGUGAAAUUGAGAUCUCACACCUCUACUCGCUUCCUUUUUUUCCCCCUUCCAUCUAUUUAUGUGUCUGUAAGUUUGACGCUUAGCGUGUCUUACGCGUUGCAUGGGUAUGAGCGUGAUUAUCGGGUUUUGGAUUCCAGAUCAUUACAACAGACAUUUUCCGGGUGGAAAUCGUUUAUUGAAAUUUGUUAUUUAAUGAACGAAAAUGUUCUUGCCCUCAUGUUUGGCGGAAGGGCUUCUAUUGACACGAUGCCUUUCCCCAUGCUUGGAAACGAAAAUUGGAUCAGGCUGUACUCGCCUGGGACAGUAAACAAGGGCCCCGAUCUACUUUGUGCAUCUUCUAGUAGUAUAUUCAUCAUGGUGGAUUCCGGUGGAUCAUACCCCACCCUUCUUAGGCGCAACCUCAACCCUCUCUUUCUGUUUACAACCUGCGGCGUAUUCAGAAGAGAUUAAUCUUGAUGAAUGUUAAGUCUAGAUCUUAAUAGGCUCCCUAUGUAUUAGAUGGGCCAA
This is a messenger RNA of Aspergillus alliaceus, 2169 nucleotides long. RefSeq names its product OTU family ubiquitin thioesterase. The coding region runs from base 1 to 1443 and encodes 480 amino acids. Gene Ontology annotation, biological process: protein K48-linked deubiquitination. The record is from RefSeq and is a predicted model, not a curated record. Gene Ontology annotation, molecular function: cysteine-type deubiquitinase activity; ubiquitin binding. Gene Ontology annotation, cellular component: nucleus. The transcript has 7 exons. Lineage: Eukaryota; Fungi; Ascomycota; Eurotiomycetes; Eurotiales; Aspergillaceae.